AUGGGUAUCAAAAUCGUCAUUGUAGGCGGCAGUGUCGCUGGCCUUUCUCUUGCCAAUAUGCUGGAGAGAUUCGACAUCGAAUACACGAUUCUCGAAGCGUAUCCUGAGAUUGCGCCCCAAGUCGGAGCUAGCAUCGGCUUACUUCCCAACGGCCUGCGCAUCCUGGAUCAACUAGGCUGCUAUGAGCGACUCCGAGAGGCUGCUGGAAACUACUACCACAGGGUGACCUUCCGCGAUGCGAAUGGGAAACCAAUCUCAUCAGCUCCUGGACCUACUAUUUCAGAAAGAAUGGAGAAACACGCCGGAUACGCGUCUUUGUGGUUAGAUAGACAGAUGUUGCUUCAAAUCCUGUACGACAACUUGAAACAAAAGGACAAAGUCCUUACGAGCAAGCGUGUAGUCCACGUGGAAACCAGCUCUACAGGAGUUUUGGUCACCACGGAGGAUGGAUCGACACAUACCGGCGAUAUCCUGGUCGGCGGUGAUGGAGUUCAUAGUAAGGUACGAGAAGAGAUGUGGCGGAUAGCUAGUGUCUCUGAUCCAAUUGCGUUUCCCCAGUCAGAGAGAUCAAUCGUACAAUCGAGCAUGAAGUGCAUCUUCGGAAUUUCUAAGCAACCAGUAAACUUCCCGCCUGGUGCUACUCAGCAGAGCACGUUCUUCCGAGGCCAUCUAUACCUGGUCAUAUCCGCACCGGGAGACCGGGUGUAUUGGUUCCUGUUCCACGAAUUAGGAGAGACAAAAUUCGGAAAAGACAUUCCUAAAUUCUCUAAGGAGGAUGAGUUCUUGCUGUCGACACAACAUCGACAUGAUCACAUCACAGAAGAACUGACGUUCGGGGAUCUCUACGACAACCGUAUCAAGUCUACCUUGGUCCCGUUGGAGGAACAUGUGUUCAGGCGAUGGCAUUUCCAGAGGAUUCUUAUCAUUGGUGAUGCGGCAACCAAGGUACUGCCGUAA
Colletotrichum tamarilloi is the source of this 957-nucleotide messenger RNA. RefSeq names its product FAD binding domain-containing protein. The record is from RefSeq and is a predicted model, not a curated record. The transcript is spliced from 3 exons. NCBI's taxonomy places the organism in Eukaryota, Fungi, Ascomycota, Sordariomycetes, Glomerellales, Glomerellaceae. Gene Ontology annotation, molecular function: FAD binding. The coding region runs from base 1 to 957 and encodes 318 amino acids.